AUGGACUGCACUGAAGUGUCACCUGAUUGUCCGGUCGAGCUUAGCUUUUACGGAGCGUUCCUAUCUAAAGGCGCUGCCAUAUUCUUUGGUGUGUCAUUUCUUCUUCUACUUCUCACCCAAUUUUACUUUGGCUACAAAGCCAGAACGUGGUCCUUCAUGAUAUGGCUCGCUAUCGGUACCGGUUUUGAGGUUGUUGGCUACGCUGCGCGUAUGCUCAUAGCUGGCGACCCCUUCGAAACGAACUAUUUCAUCAUUCACCUAAUUACCCUGCUGCUCGCGCCGACACUCGUUGCUGCCGCGAUAUCUAUAACUUUCAAGCGCCUCGUGCUCUGGUACGGCCCCCAGUGGUCACUUCUACGCCCUUCCCUAUACCCCUGGGUCUUCGUAGGCACCGAUUUUGUGUCUAUCUUCAUUCAAGUCAUUGGAGGCGGCGCUACAGCAACUGUGGCCACAGGAUCCGGCAAUGAAGCCGUUCGAAAGCUUGGCGAAGCAAUGAUCAUCAGCGGUGUCGUCUUUCAGGUUGUCAACAUGCUCUGUUGUAGCACGUUGAUGCUUGUCUACGUUAGGCGUCGCAAGAAGGCAUUGAUCGAAGGGCCCGCGGAGAUAGGUUCGGACCAGCAACACCUCAACCCGACCAACCGCGGCGUGAUUCCAUUAUCUCGUAGCGAGGCUACGGAUCGAGAAGCUCGUCGGGUUACCCUCUUCGUCUACGCCAUUGCUGUUGCAUAUGCUGCCAUAAUUAUCAGAUGCUGUUACAGAAUCGCAGAGAGUAUCCCGGCCAUUGCAAAGGACGUCAUGAGAAAUGAAGCAGUAUUCCUGCUUCUAGAUGGAGCUAUGAUUCUUGUCGCCAUCGGCUCCGUCACCGCGUUCCACCCCUACAAGUUCUUUCCAUAUCUCGGUAUGAAAACGCCCAAGGAAAAGAAUAUGUCUACACAAGAGGGCUAUCAGCUGGGCAAUAUGUAG
This is a messenger RNA of Verticillium dahliae VdLs.17, 963 nucleotides long. RefSeq lists its product as uncharacterized. Gene Ontology annotation, cellular component: plasma membrane; fungal-type vacuole. NCBI's taxonomy places the organism in Eukaryota, Fungi, Ascomycota, Sordariomycetes, Glomerellales, Plectosphaerellaceae. Bases 1 to 963 code for a protein of 320 amino acids. The transcript is spliced from 2 exons. The record is from RefSeq and is a predicted model, not a curated record.